AUGUCAACCGCACCUGCACGUUGGACCGACGGCGAGAAGUAUUCUUUCUUGCUCCAAGCCUUGAAACAGUUCGGUGGAGAUCGAGCCCCGGACUAUAAGAAAAUCAACCUUACAGGUCGCACUGAACGAGCCAUGGGCCACCAGUGGGCUGCUAUCAAGAAGGAGAUGUCGACAAUUGGAGAGGACGGUGGCUUUGCCGAAGGUUCAGGCCCAAAGACUCCCAGUAAGCGCGGAGCUGGCAAGAAGAUUGAUGGAGAGACCCCCGGAAAGAAACCCAAGGUUGUAAAGAAGAAGGCCCCGGUCGUGGAGGAGGAUGAAGAGCAGGCGGAGGAUGCGUCUUCUUGA
Molecule: messenger RNA, 345 nt
Organism: Lachnellula hyalina
Lineage: Eukaryota; Fungi; Ascomycota; Leotiomycetes; Helotiales; Lachnaceae
Exons: 3
Coding region: 1-345 (114 amino acids)
Source: RefSeq, a predicted model, not a curated record